GUUAUGUUUUUCUGCAUCAGUCAACGUUCAGCGUUCAAAGCCGCAGUUUUUCCAUCAAUAAUUCAAGGAACACCAGAAAUACGAAAAAAUGACAGGACGCGGUAAAGGUGGAAAAGGUCUUGGCAAAGGAGGGGCCAAACGUCAUCGCAAAGUGUUGCGUGACAACAUCCAAGGAAUCACUAAGCCCGCCAUUCGUCGUUUAGCUCGUCGUGGAGGUGUGAAGCGUAUCUCCGGUCUGAUCUACGAAGAGACUCGUGGAGUGUUGAAGGUGUUCUUGGAAAACGUAAUUCGGGACGCCGUCACAUAUACCGAGCACGCCAAGAGGAAGACCGUCACAGCCAUGGACGUCGUUUACGCUCUGAAGCGCCAAGGCCGUACGCUUUAUGGUUUUGGAGGUUAAACUUUAGCGAUUCGCAUACACAAUUAAAAAGGCCCUUUUCAGGGCCACCAAUUCCAU
Myzus persicae (green peach aphid) is the source of this 457-nucleotide messenger RNA. RefSeq names its product histone H4. Gene Ontology annotation, molecular function: structural constituent of chromatin; DNA binding; protein heterodimerization activity. Gene Ontology annotation, cellular component: nucleosome. The transcript has a single exon. Gene Ontology annotation, biological process: nucleosome assembly. NCBI's taxonomy places the organism in Eukaryota, Metazoa, Arthropoda, Insecta, Hemiptera, Aphididae. The coding region runs from base 89 to 400 and encodes 103 amino acids. The record is from RefSeq and is a predicted model, not a curated record.